Molecule: messenger RNA, 396 nt
Organism: Olea europaea var. sylvestris
Lineage: Eukaryota; Viridiplantae; Streptophyta; Magnoliopsida; Lamiales; Oleaceae
Exons: 3
Coding region: 1-396 (131 amino acids)
Cellular component (GO): nucleus
Molecular function (GO): ubiquitin protein ligase activity
Source: RefSeq, a predicted model, not a curated record
AUGACCAAGCUAAACAUUUCGAGCUAUCGUGAAGCUGGAGUAUUCAUUGAUCAGCACCGAGAUAUGCGUCUCGAUGUAGAUCGUAUGACUUGUGAGGCUAGGCAGCUAUGCUUGUACUUAUUAUGGCCUAUUACUUCGAAGAUUGCUCCAUGCUACCAAAACCUUGCUCCUUGUUUCAAGGAUGUAGACCAAUGUGAAAAUCUAUUAGACUUGUACACAGAUUUCAGAUUAUAUAUCGUUCUCUCUUCUGGGAUAUCUGCUUUGAGUCUUGAUGUUGAUUUUCGGGAUCAAGAAAACAUUGAAAAUCUUAACAGUGGGCACGAAUAUAAUGUAGAUUGCAUAAAGAAAUGGCUGCUCAUAAAGAAACUUGUCCCAUAUGCAAAUCCAAAGCAUUGA